AUGGCUGCCCUCCUUCGAGCUGUGCUGUGGUCGCCAGGACCAGCUGCGUGGGGAAGGCCUCUCCACAGGCUGUGGUGCUGCAGUGGGCAGGAUCCUAGAAGGUGGGUGGGGAGCAGGCCACCCCCCUCCAAGAAGAAACCACCAGGCACAGAGACAGAGAAAUUUCAAAUGGUGUACCGGUUUGAUGCCAUCAGGGUCUUCGGGUACUUGUCUCAGCUGAAGGUGGCACAGACGGCCCUGACGGUGGUGGCCCUACCACCUGGCCUCUACUGGUACUCCCAGGGCCUCAUGACCUUCCACUCCCUGUGCCUGGCGGGCGGGGUCACUGGCUUCGCCAUGACCAUGUUGUGCUGGAUGAGCCAUUUCUUCCGGAGGCUGGUGGGCAUCCUAUAUGUGAACGAGUCGGCCACCAUGCUGCGGGUAGCCCACCUGACCUUCUGGGGCUGGCGACAGGACACAUACUGCCCUGUGGCCAACAUGAUGCCCGUGACGGAAAGCCAGGAUCGGCCUCAGGAGCUGUUCGUGCGGAUCAAGCGGUACAGUGGGAAACAGACCUUCUACCUCACCUUGUGCUACGGACGCAUCCUGGACCGAGAGCGUUUCAUGCAGGUGUUUGGGAUGCUGGACAAGCUCAAGUGA
This is a messenger RNA of Hippopotamus amphibius kiboko, 639 nucleotides long. Its product is annotated as transmembrane protein 186-like. Gene Ontology annotation, cellular component: mitochondrion. The record is from RefSeq and is a predicted model, not a curated record. The transcript has a single exon. The coding region runs from base 1 to 639 and encodes 212 amino acids. NCBI's taxonomy places the organism in Eukaryota, Metazoa, Chordata, Mammalia, Artiodactyla, Hippopotamidae.